Bursaphelenchus okinawaensis is the source of this 1007-nucleotide messenger RNA. The record is from the annotation of a GenBank genome assembly. Lineage: Eukaryota; Metazoa; Nematoda; Chromadorea; Rhabditida; Aphelenchoididae.
AUGGCUCAAACUUCACAAAAUUCAGGCUUCCGAAGACUCACUAAUGAAACGGGAUGCACUCGCGAGGUAGGUCAUAUGUUUGAUGGCGAUAAUAGUCUUUACGUAAUAUUAUUUGUUUUUUGGUAUGUGAAUUUCAUAGAGGUGAGGUCAAGAAAUGAAAAGGAUGACUAUUAAAAAGGUCUUGAUGUAUCUAAAAUUAUAUUUAUAGGAAUGGUACAACUGGCCCCACCAAAACUACGACCAAAUGGAAAGCACACUAGCCGUACAUCAAUAUAUUCAACAAGCAAUCAGGGAGAACUGCAAGGAUGUAGAUGCCAUAUUAACCCCGCCUAAAGGUGUAGAUGAAGGAGUUUGGAAGUAUGAACAUUUGAGACAAUUCUGUAUGGAACUGAAUGGUCUAGCAGUACUAUUACAAGACGAAUGCUCUCAGGAAACCUGUGUCAGUAUGAACGCCACUCAAAGUUGGAUCUUUUUAUGCGCGUCUCACAAGAACCCCAAAGAAUGUGCUGCCAUCGAGUACACGAUGCACACAUUGGAUGGAGCUUCAGCACUGUUAAACAGCAACAGAUACUUCCCCAGUCGAGUGACGUUGAAAGAUGCCUCAUUGAUGAAGAUCGGAUCAGUUUGUAGAAGAGUUUACAGAAUAUUUGCACAUGCCUACUUUGAACACAGGAAAUUGUUUGAUCAGUUUGAGGUAUGUAUUUUACAGUUAUCUUGGUUUUAACCAUGCUUUGCAUGAUGUAUUUCUGUCAAGUUUUUGGCAAAGCCGCCUAAAUUAUGUAUUCCAUGCUUAUGUCAAACAUUUUGACUCAUCCUUUGAACAAUAGAAAGAUUUCUAUAGAGAUAAUCGAGAUGAAUAGUUAUAGUUUGCAAAAUUGAAAGAAUAUUUCCAGGAAGAAACGUACCUUUGCAAAAGAUUCACCAAGUUCGUCACGAACUACUCCUUGAUGGGAAGCGAACAUCUUCUAGUCCCGAUCGACGGAGCCGAAGAACAACCUCAGGCGUAA